AGUUGUAGCUCGCUUUCGACUUUUUGUAAAAAGAGAACGUUGACGAGCUUUCCCCCCCCGUUAUUUCCAAAAAUCCGGCGAAUGACAAAAACCUAAACCACCCCCUCUUUUCUCACAUCAAGGAAACGGACGAACAAAGUACUUACCAAUUCCCCUUAAAAAAGACUUUUUUUAUCAGCUCUUGUCUAAGUAGCUUCAUCAGUGCAGGAGCAGUGACGUUGUCCAUCCCCAAAGUGAUACACGCUGUACUACGCGAAACAAUUGCUACAAGCACCCAAGUCAUCAUGUCGGACCGUGAGUACCAAGACGAGUCAACAGCCCCGGCCACCGCUCGGGCCCUGCGAGGCCAGCGCUCGCGGAAGGUGUGUCAAAACCGGGGCCGCGCGCUCGCUUUGGCGACUGUCCUCGUGGGUGCGGCAGACGCGCACCGGAAAAGAAAAGGUUCGAGAAGCACGAAAGGCACCACCGGAGGCUCGAAUAAUAAACACAGUGCCAAGGCUGACCUUAUGCCAAUGAAAACUGCUGCAACUUGCAUGGCGACGGCUUUAUUGCUACUGAUAUUGUUAGAUAGCAUUGCUGGUACAAUUGCAUGAUCAUGUCGGGCUUCGUAUGAUACCAUAGUUGUACUACGUUGGUGAAGCUGAAGACUGAAAGAUUCUUCUUUUAUACUACUUCUCGACGUUCGCCUGCUUUGCGAAGAAGUGUUUUCAUCGGGAUAUCCCAGGACUCCGGCCUCGACGCCAGCGCAGCUGCCCCGGCAGAGCCUGAUAAAAAGCGAAAUAAAAGCAAAUCUAGUCGGCGCCGCAAAAGGAAGGAACGAAAGCAGGGGCGCGCCUCGCGAGGUGGUUCGAAGAAUUCCGACGCGGAUGCAGCGGCCGCUUUUGUCGAGCGGAGCCUGAUGACAGACGGUAUUGGCGCCUCGAUGGCCGCACUGGCGCGACAGCCGCGGAAAGUAGUGCGGAACGAGCGGCCGCUAGAUCCAGAAGAAGUGCGCAAAGCCGACUCGGUCGAAAACACCAGUGGACCGCCGCCGCACGCCGUUCCGGCUCCGGGUGAUGGUGGGGAUGCGGGCUCUCGACGUCCUGAAGAUGAUGCAAAAACGCAGGCUGCUGCUGGGAAGCAGAAAAGAAUCGAUUCAAGCACUGCAACCGCGGCUGCGAGCGAGGGCACGCCAGUGCAUCUGGGUGAAAAUAACUUGCUUUCAAGCGAGCCCCUUGCCUUUACCCAGGAGAAAGGUGCAGAAGAACUGAAAGAUCUGGCGGCUCAAGGUCGCGAGCCCGGCGGGGAGACGGCUGUUGCGGGUGGCCUGAACUACAAGAGUGGCUUUGGUUUCGGCGAGCGCACGGUCAAGAACGAGAUUGCCGCAAACGAGAAAGCCGCUGACGAGAUUGCCUCUGUGUCGCACUUUUCAAUGUCCCAUCACCUCCAGAAGGAUGCGCCGCAUUCCAUGCUACAAGCGGCAACGGAGAACGGGAGCGGGCUUGCACAGGACAGAAGUAGACGCCUUGUCCAGCCUGCGGCCUUGUCCAGCCUGCGGCCCGACGCGAAAUUAGUAUGGGCACUGAACGACGUGGAGGCAUUUGGGCAAGGUUAUAUUAUGGCGCUCUAUCUCAAUCAUGACGGGAAGGGGAACACGAACAAAAUCGGGUACGUUUACGCACAGGACCCGAGUACACCAGACCACUGGAAAGAAUUGGACGCACUUUCUACAGAGCAACUAAACAAAGCAACGGAGGUCGUCGAAGAGAUGUCCCGAGAGUACGAUCGUGAGAUGCUUCUACAAGAAAAAGGGGAGAUCGACGACAUAAUCAAGGGACAGCUUGGGUAUGACUGUAGUAUUCCUUUUCUGGAGUUUGUGCGUGAACAAAAAGUAGAUUCAGUUUCUUUCGCCCUACUCCAUCAUGUGUUCGGGCCAGUCAAGGAGCAAUUAUGCCGAGCCUGACUGGUCUGGGUAGGUGUCUUUUCUUGCGCAGUGGCAAAAGCACGCCAAACAUCAACAUCUUUAUCAGAAUCAUGCAAAUGCAAAAAAAAGGCACCAUUUCAUUUUGCCAUUUGAUCUUAAUGCCACAGCUGGACCCGGACCCGGAUGCGUACCGGACGGAGUCGUCGGAUACUCCUAUUUUUCAUCAUCAUUUGUGAUAGAUAGUUUUUUGCUCUUCCGCUUUCGGACGACCUUCGUGUGUUAUACACGAAGAAAAAAGAAAAUGAACAUGGCAAUACGGGUCAAGUCACUGAUAGAGAUUACACCUUUAUGCUUGAAAGUAAACUCCUUCUCCCUAGGCACCAAGCAGGUUUUUUCUCCCAGGUUUAGCUAGGCCGCCGCCGCUGCCGUCACGGGAUGGCUGCCGCCGCGUCCGUCUCUCCUUCGACGUACAUGCCACGGCUUCCGCUGCCUUCACCGGCUGCUCAAGGUCGAUCCGGAAGGGUUUAGUUUAGGUUUCAGGGUUUAGGCCACGCUUAAAUAAAGCAAACUCCUUCUCCCUUGGCUUCGCAAAUAAUUGUAAUUCCAUGACUUGGUAGGGUCCCCUGAAAGAAUCGAUAUCGAAAACGUUACAGGCGAUUGGAGCAAGAGAUCUCGGAUCCGGGAAACCGUAUCGCGAAGGAAUUUUGUACCCAUUUCACAUGAUAGGUGUCGCUUAGAGGAGGUACGGAAUGCCAACCUCUGUUUUAUGUUGGUCAAUAAGAUGAAAAAGUUACCAAUGUAUUUCUUACUAUUUCACUUUCUUUACGCUGUAAAAAAUUACUGACAGCACAUGUGAAAUGUGCAGGCGAGCAAUGGUGCGAUUCGAUGGAAUUGUUAUUGUAUCCAGAGCAGAAGUUUACGUUCUUGCUUUUAUGAUUUUCUCGCCCACCCUCCAGAGGCAAACAAACAUAUUGUUUUUAUGAUUUUCCUUUUUUUGGCAUUUUCCGGUCAUUUCGAACUCAUUGCGGGGUCGUGAAGCUUGGCAAUUUGUUUGUAGAUGCAUUCAGCUGCAGAAACGUGUGUGCUCUGGGUACAAGUUUCCACUCGACACCAGUGAACAAUCGGCAGGGCAGGAGCAUGUUCCCAAAUCUCAUCGAGGGUCAAAUUGACACGCUGUUAGACAUGAUGACAGACGAUCUGUGGAAGCUUUAUCUAGGAGCACCGCAAACUUUCGUACAUGUUCUCCGGGAUGCCGACGAGUUUCGAAGAUGGAAAGCACCAAUUACCGACGCACACGGCUCCGCCCAGCAACCACAUGCCUCCACUUUCAAGACAGACGCCAGGCAAUGGAUUAAAAAAUAUCUUCAUGCUGGAAUUUUUCGCGACGUCGAGCCAGCGGAUAGUAUUCAGCAGCGGACGAGCUAUCUGUUGCCGUUCCCGGACGGAGAUGCAGCACAGCGCACGGAAAACAGUCAGACCAUAUUUCACGUGUCCCGCCACGGAGCGCAGGGGGUGGAGAUGCAGAUUGUGAAAUACAACCCUAUGCGUUUCUCUUCGGGCGCAACCGCGACCGUCUACAAAGAUUUCGAGGCGUUGAGACUACUCCGCAAUACAGGUAGCGCAGACGGGACGGAGCUGCACUCGGAGGAUCCUGUCAAAGAGCGACUAGCGACAGGCCGUCUGGCAACGGAAGAAGUUCGUCAGGUCAUGAAGGUGAUCGAAUGCGGCCCUUUCGCAAGAAGUAGACCACAUCCCCCCCGUGGGGCUGAGGCCAACGGAAACAUCUUUCAUUGUCUACGGGAAAACGCGCACGAAAUUUUGAUGAACCUGCUGCUGGGCUACGGGAAUACAGACACAGCAAGAGGCGUUGCGAAGCUGCAGCGGGUGGUCGUCUCUUAUGCCCCAGAGGAAGAGCUGCCAAUUGAAGACAUCAGAAACAAUGGAGCAAGUGAGCUCCGCCGAAUCAGAGAUGAGGUGCUGCGACUUCCAGCUGGUGUUACUUUGGGUUCGCUGAAUCAGCGGGAACCUCUGGCUCUGGGCAACAUGCUACCGACCAAACGAAUUCGCUUCACCUAUUUUAUCGAGCAAGUGCACAUCUUCCCUGCUUUCCUCGACGAACAUAUCCUGCGUAAAAUUUUCGCCCUCUUGUCCAUGAUAGGCAAAUUUGUUUCUAAGAGAUGAGACGUUUGCCCAGCAUCGUGCUGCGUUUUUUGAUGUAAUGCAUAAAGAUCGCUGAACCUGCAGUUGCAGUAGCACUUUUAUUUUUUCGCUGGACCAUUGAUUAUCAUUAUCACGCUCGAAAUUCGAUGAGCGUUGGAGUCGCGCCCAUCGGGACCAGUAGUACUAGCAGGGAGGGGCUCAUUAUUUGAGGGCACGUACACGCUGUGUUGCUAUUUGCUGCACGACAUGACAACGAAAUAUGCGCGCUCUGGCAUCUGCGAAAUUGCUCUGCACACGCCGCGGGGCGGGAGCAGUUUUGCUUAUUGUGUAGGGGAACCGCACUAAUAAUUAUGGCGUAGAGGGGUCCGAAAAGGCCGGAAUGUAGCUCGGCUUAUAAUCAGCCCCAAGAGAACGAGAAAGGCAUAUGGCCGGAGCCGGAAGUAAAGCGAAUUUUUUUUCCAAAAGCAGCCAAGAAAUCUUCUUUCUCCAGGGCCAGGGGAAGGGAAAGUGUUCAGUUUUCCUCGGGGCCGCUGAACGCUUAUUACAUUGCGGAAAAAGGACUCGGAGACCUACGCCCGACUUCUGGCACAAGAAAAAAAAGACGAAGGAGAAAAUAUGAAAAGGGCGACGACAUUGAUGUGGGCACUGUUUUCCUGCUUUAAGUAAGCAAUUCCAAAAAUUGCUAUUCCUGCUCUAAGAUGCACACACCAAGGCUUUCAAUUUCAUUGGAGAUAAGAAGUAUCUACUAUUGGCUGUGUAGUGGGCACACUUUUACGCAGGAGAACAUUGCCGGAAGACCGGAGAAAGAAGAUGGUGGAAAAGGAAGUGAAACAUGGAGUGUGGCCGCAGGCGACACAAUACGUCAGAACGUUUCAUAAGAUUCUGGCUGACCUAGAUGCGGCUGGAUACGUGCUGAUUGAUCUGAAAGAAGUUAACAUGGGGUUUGCGUUGGACGAGAAGGACGAGGCUUUAUAUGGACAGCCGAAGUUGCUGGACUUCGGCCAGACGUGCCUCACUAACAGACGAGACCGCUGGGGAAAGGAGUUUUCGUUCCGGCAAGACGAAAAAGGAGAUUUUAUGCGAUUUGAGAAGAGCGUUGGAGACGUCGGCCCCUUGGACGUGGUCUUGGGAGAUGUUGACAUAGUCGACAAUAAUUAUGAUGCACAGGAACAAGAAAGCGGCGCCCCCGCGUGUCCCCUGUGCUCCGACAACACUCACGCCAAUUUACAGUUCUGGGGUGGCGACCGCAGAGGCGGGACAGCGGGGUACCUGAGUCCAGCUUUGACUGCUGCAUAUCAAAGAGAGCAACAAGCUAUACAACAAGCUAUAAAAGAACACAAGAUUUCCAACUCAGUGGAGCAUGCAGAAUAUAUGCGGAAGCAAGGCGGAAGAGGUGCGCCCUUAAAGAAGUCUGAGUGGCUUUCGCCCAGAUCCGAUUGGUUUGCUGCAAGUCGCGUUAUGCUGUCGCAACUCGGUUUCGACUGGUGGACAAGAGUUGUGCAUCCGCCUGGACAAGAGUUGUGGAACAUAGCCUAUUAUGAACAACAUACAGACCGCGGCGGGGAGAAAACAAUAUCAAGUUUACCUCCAGCACGCGUACAUUUUGACGAGGACGCCAAACAGCAGGCACUACAACAAAUGACAGUCUACUGGGAACAAGAGGAGCAGGAGGCCCUGCGCCAGCACUUAAGCCCAGCAGGAUUGUGGGAUCUAAUCUGCCGGCACAUCGUCUAUGCGCACGCACCUCUAUCAAGCAUAUCAUAUUGAAGAAUGCAAGUUAGGCACCCACUUCCACAUUGUAUCUGAAUUUCCUGGCUCCGUUAUUUUGUGCUCGAUUAUCGAUGAUAGUAUAAAAAUGCACGUCUAGUUUGUCUUCCAUAUCCGCCCUCACUUACAUCAUUUAGCAGGGUUGAGCUGCCUGCGACCGCCACACACGGCAGGUCAGUCUGAAGCCAAAGCACCUAUGACUCGCAACGCAUUGGAGCCCGUCGUGGUUUUGACAUUUAGUGCCUCGCCACGAGUUCCAAUGUCAUGAAUGAUCCUCCGGGAAGAGAUAUUGUGCGAACUUCCUCUUCGCGUGGUACCGCAACAGGGACUUGGCCUUGCCGUGUCUUUUCCCCCUGCCAGGCGCAGGUAGUUUCAUCUAUGUACAGAUAUUGCUUUGGAAGUUACUUCAUUAAAGAGCCGGUGUUGAAAAUCGUGAUCAACAGAGGUGGGUGUAAGCUCGCAUUUCUUUUCGAUACUGGAGAAGACGCAAGCACGCGCUCGGACAAGAAUGGCAGACGUUGCUUGGGAUAAUUUUCAUCCUGCCAAAACAUGAUACCGUCCAUAUGUACUUAGUUUUUGUUUCACUAGAGAUCGAUGAGAACGUUGUGAACUCUAUUGCAGGACAAGCACUAAUAUGAAGAUGAUGAUGAUGAUGAUGAUGCUUUACUAUCAUGCCGGAACCGUAAUCGAUUUGUUGAACUACAAAGCGUAAGCGAGUAUCAGUUCGUUGUGCAGGGCACCGGCCUGCCAUCGGAGACGAAAAUGAGCUGUGCUUGUUACGUGCAUACUUUUUGCAGGAGCCCAUUGGCCGCCUCUGGACGGUUGACGUAUUGCAACGACAUUUAGCGCGGCCUUCGUUCUCCUCGAGCCAUCCGGCGUCCUCGUCCUUCGCUCAGCUGCAAACGUCGACACACCCCACCAAUUCCACAGAACCAGACUCAUUCCUUCCUCGGCUUCGAGCUACAAGCGUAUUUUUGCAGAACCCAAGCGUGCCGGCUGUCGACGGUGAUGCCGUCGCUAAGUCUCAAAAAGAGGAGCAGCUCCUCCUCCACGAUGAACACGCUCUUUUUUCCCCGAAGAUUAAUACUGCAACGUCCACGGCCACUUCUGCUCCGCUCGCGCUGCGUCUCCCCGCCCCGCUGGAAACCGUAACCUCCGAGUUGGACGUCGACCAAAAGCAGCAGCAGAACGCGAGCCAACCGAAGAGCGCCGGCACGCGACCGUCUUCCGUUCUCCUGCAAACCGACACGGACGACCAGAAAGCGAGCAGUACAAGCUUUCUGCAGGGGGAGCAAAACACGAACAAUGAGUCAAGCACGGACAAGCUGAACGCGCCACCAGGCGGAGACAGACGACUGGUCGACGGCCGGGAAAAAUCAAAUACCGACGACCACACUACGACUACCUCCGUCGGGUCCCGUAAUCCACAGGCAACGCCAGCACUGCUCCCGCAGAAACAUGAAGAUGCUCCUCCGGUGGACCCCCUCCACCCAACGUUUUCAGCUGGCAGACGAGAGGGAACGACGACAAGCAACACCGGUGCGUUCACACAGCUGCAAUCUGGAGCGGUUCACACACAGCAAGGACCCGUCACGCAGCAAAUGACGCGGCAAAAUGCGACGGCGGGGGGUAGUUCAGUGUUUCACGAUGACAUGAUCAAGGAGCAAUCUGCUCCCGCUGCCGCGUUCCCCGAGCACGAAGGGGCUUUUUCUAAAUCAUGA
This is a messenger RNA of Amoebophrya sp. A120, 7551 nucleotides long. NCBI's taxonomy places the organism in Eukaryota, Dinophyceae, Syndiniales, Amoebophryaceae. The record is from the annotation of a GenBank genome assembly.